This is a messenger RNA of Colletotrichum orchidophilum, 1371 nucleotides long. Its product is annotated as peptidase M16 inactive domain-containing protein. The transcript is spliced from 4 exons. Lineage: Eukaryota; Fungi; Ascomycota; Sordariomycetes; Glomerellales; Glomerellaceae. Gene Ontology annotation, cellular component: mitochondrion. Bases 1 to 1371 code for a protein of 456 amino acids. Gene Ontology annotation, molecular function: metal ion binding. The record is from RefSeq and is a predicted model, not a curated record.
AUGAUCUCUAGACCGUCCCUCGCGAGGUCUGCGCAGCAGGCUCUCCGCAACUCGAGCUGUGCUCGCACAAUCUCGGGUCGCCGGUUCGCCAGCGCUGCUGCUGGCUCCGGUGCCUUUGAGACCGCCGACGUUGGUGGUGUCAAGGUUGCUGCCAGUGACUCCCAGGGCCCUACGACCAAGUUGGCCAUCGUGGCAAAGGCCGGUACCAGAUACCAGCCUCUUCCCGGUCUGGCCGCUGGUCUCGAGUCCUUCGCCUUCAAGAACACGACAAAACGCUCUGGUUUGCGCAUUGUUCGCGAGUCUGAACUUCUCGGCAGCCAAUUGACCUCAUACCACACCCGUGAAGCCCUUGUUCUCGAGGCUAGCUUUUUCCGCGAUGACCUUCCCUACUUCACGGAACUCCUCGCCGAGGUUGUCUCGCAGACCAAGUACACUACCCACGAGUUCCACGAGGAGGUACAGCCUGUCCUCCGCUUGAAGCAGUCUGGCACCAGCGCUGCCGCUCUUGCCCUUGACUCCGCCCACUCCGUUGCUUUCCACUCCGGCCUCGGCUCUCCCUCCAACCUGACGCCCUCGAUCCCCAUCCAGCCCUAUCUCAGCGAGUACGCCGUUUCCGAGUUCGCCCAGGCUGCCUUCGCCAAGCCCAACAUCGCACUGGUUGCCGACGGUGCAUCCGCCGCGAACGUCAGCAAGUGGGCCGAGCAGUUCUUCAAGUCGGUUCCCUCUGCCUCCUCCGGCAAGCUUGCUCUGAACACCACCGCCACCAAGUACCACGGUGGUGAGCAGCGUACCUACAGCCCCUCCGGCAACGCCUUUGUCAUCGCCUUCCCCGGUGCCUCGAACGGCCAGGUUUCUCCCGAGCUUGCCGUGCUCGCGGCUCUGCUGGGCGGCAAGUCCAACAUCAAGUGGUCCACUGGCUUCAGCUUGAUCAACAAGGCUGUUGGUGUUGUUCCUGGCCUGUCCGCCUCAACCGUCAACCUCUCAUACUCUGACGCCAGCCUCCUGACUGUCCAGCUUGCUGGCUCGGCUUCCGCUGUUCGCGGUGCUGCCCAGGAGACCGUCAAGGCUCUGAAGAGCAUCGCCGAGGGUGCCGUUAGCAAGGAGGACCUGACCAAGGCUAUUGCCAAGGCCAAGUUUGACGCUCUUGAGGCUUCGGAGAAGCGUAGCGGUAGCAUUCUCCUCGCCGGAUCCAGCCUUGUCCACAACGGCAAGGCUGUUGACGCUACCGAGGCCAUCAAGUCUAUCGAGUCUGUUACAGCUGAGAAGCUCAAGGCGGCAACGAAGACGAUCCUGGAGGGUAAGGCCAGCGUUGCGGCGGUGGGUGACCUUUUUGCUCUGCCGUACGCUGAGGAGCUUGGCCUUCGGGUAUAA